GGUAUUUAAGGAAACAUUGAGAAUGUCCAAUGUCCUGUUGUGGUUUCCUCGUGUUGCACUUGAAGACUGCACGAUCGAAGGGUAUGAUAUAAAGAAAGGGUGGCACGUUAACAUCGAUGCAACUUACAUACAAAGAUUUGAUGAAAUGCAAAAGCCAUACAGUUUCAUACCUUUUGGAUCAGGGCCUAGGACAUGCCUUGGGAUCAAUAUGGCGAAAGUGACAAUGUUGGUCUUUUUACACAGACUCACUGGUGGUUACACGGGGACCCUUGAUGAUUCAGAUACUUGCUUAGAAAAGAAGGCACACAUACCUAGGAUAAGGAGUGGCUGCCCAAUAACUUUGAAGUCCUUAAGCAAAAGCAUGCCAGAGGCAUAAAAGAAGGUCAUGGAGAUUUACAAGACAUA
This is a messenger RNA of Glycine soja, 405 nucleotides long. Its product is annotated as dammarenediol 12-hydroxylase-like. The transcript has 4 exons. The record is from RefSeq and is a predicted model, not a curated record. The coding region runs from base 23 to 376 and encodes 117 amino acids. NCBI's taxonomy places the organism in Eukaryota, Viridiplantae, Streptophyta, Magnoliopsida, Fabales, Fabaceae. Gene Ontology annotation, biological process: brassinosteroid homeostasis; sterol metabolic process; multicellular organism development. Gene Ontology annotation, molecular function: iron ion binding; heme binding; oxidoreductase activity, acting on paired donors, with incorporation or reduction of molecular oxygen.